Molecule: messenger RNA, 3554 nt
Organism: Lacerta agilis (Sand lizard)
Lineage: Eukaryota; Metazoa; Chordata; Lepidosauria; Squamata; Lacertidae
Gene: HDAC6
Product: histone deacetylase 6
Exons: 29
Coding region: 183-3473 (1096 amino acids)
Biological process (GO): chromatin organization
Cellular component (GO): histone deacetylase complex
Molecular function (GO): histone deacetylase activity; zinc ion binding
Source: RefSeq, a predicted model, not a curated record
CGCCCAGCUCUUUCCCUCGCGCCGCGAACGGUUUCCCUCUCAGGGCCCGGGCGGCGCCAGGUGACAGCAUCCGGCGGCGCCCUGGGGAAGGAACCAAGUGCCUGGAAGCCGGAGGGGUGUGCGCGCGCCCUGGGAUAGCGGGAGCUUCAGGGCUGGAAUAGGGGGCAUCUAUUGCCCCCACAAUGGCUUCUGAUGUUGGAGAUGCCCAAAUAUUGGAACCCUCUUCUGUGUCGCCUUUGGAGACUCGCGCACCCACGAGGAAGACUAAGAAGAAGGGAGGGUUGCCAGACGCCAAACGGAAAGGGCGGGCCAAGCGGUUGAACAAAGAUGCGGAGGAUCUGCUCUCAAGCAUGCAGCGAUUGGAUCUCACCACAGAAUGUGCUGCACCAGUAGGGACCGGCCUGGUUUGGGAUGAACGGAUGACACAGUUUCGCUGCACAUGGGAUGAAAGUUUCCCAGAGUGUCCAGAGCGGCUGGUGGCCAUACGAGACAAAUUGCUGCAAUGUGGACUGCUGGAACGUUGCAUCCCAGUUGAGGCGCAAGAAAUUUCUGAGGAAGAAAUCCUCUUGGCUCACAGCCCCGAGUACUUGGCCCUGAUGAAAUCUACGGAAACCAUGAGUGAGGCUGAGCUGAGAUCUCUGUCGGACACAUAUGAUUCUGUCUAUCUGCACCCAAAUUCCUACCGCUGUGCCUGCCUUGCUGCUGGUUCUGUCCUGCAACUUGUGGAGAAGGUGCUGGCCGGGAAGCUGCGUAACGGCCUGGCUCUGGUCAGGCCACCUGGACACCACGCUCAACAUGACAAGAUGGAUGGCUACUGCAUGUUCAACAAUGUAGGCAUCGCAGCCCAAUAUGCGCGGCAAAAAUUGGGAGUGGAGCGGGUGCUUAUUGUUGACUGGGAUGUGCAUCAUGGACAAGGCACCCAGUACCUCUUUGAGGACAAUCCCAGCAUCCUCUAUUUCUCCAUCCAUCGUUAUGAAGGGGGCAGCUUCUGGCCCCACCUUUUAGACUCUGACAGUCAUGCUGUGGGCAGAGGUCGGGGAGAGGGCUACAACAUCAACCUGCCCUGGAACCAGAUAGGAAUGCGGGAUGCUGACUACCUCUCUGCCUUUUUGCAUAUCCUGCUGCCUGUGGCCUUGGAGUUUCAGCCCCAGUUGGUCCUGGUUGCUGCUGGUUUUGACUCUGUAAUCGGUGACCCCAAGGGGGAGAUGUCAGCCACGCCAGCAUGUUUUGCUCAUCUGACACAUCUGCUGAUGCCGCUGUCUGGAGGCAAGCUGGUUCUGUCUCUGGAGGGUGGCUACAAUCUCCAGUCCCUGGCAGAGGGAACCUGCGCAGUCCUCAAGGCUCUUUUAGGAGACCCCUGUCCUCUGCUGGAGUCUCCUCUUACCCCGUGUACCAGUGCCCUCUGCUCCAUUUCCCAGACCCUUGCAGUUCACAGCAAGUACUGGAAGAACCUCCGGAGAACCAGUACUGAUGUGCCUCGGGAGAAUGGAGGAGAGGCAGGCAUAGUUUUGCCACCACCCUUGCCAGCAGCCGAGAUCCUUUCCAAGUCAGCGGCUGAGCUGAUGCUACCCCGGCCCCCUUCCUGCACUGGACUGGUCUAUGAUGAGAAGAUGACGGAGCAUUACAACAUGUGGGACAGUCAGCAUCCAGAGCUGCCUCAGAGAGUCUCCCGGAUCUUCCAGCGCCACGGGGAGCUUCGCCUGACGGAAAGGUGCUGCCGGCUCCCGGCCCGGCUCGCCUCUGAAGAGGAGCUGCGGAUGUGCCACAGCCUGGCCUAUGUGGAGACGGUGAAGUCGACGGCGGCCAUGAAGCCCCGUGACCUGCAUCGCCAGGGCGACCAGUACAAUUCCAUCUUCAUCUGCGCCAGCUCCUAUGAGUGCGCUCGGCUGGCGGCUGGUUCCGCGUUCAGUGCGGUAGAGGCUGUGCUCUCUGGGCAGGUCCAAAAUGCUGUGGCCAUUGUCCGUCCCCCUGGGCACCACGCUGAAUCAGACACCGCCUGUGGCUUCUGCUUCUUCAACUCUGUGGCCUUGGCAGCACGAUAUGCACAGCGCCUUGCUGGACGACCUAUGAGGGUGAUGAUACUAGACUGGGAUGUUCACCAUGGCAAUGGGACACAGCACAUGUUUGAAGAUGAUCCCAGUGUCCUGUAUGUCUCCCUCCAUCGUUAUGACAAUGGAACUUUCUUCCCCACCUCCGAGGACGCAGACUAUGAUCGUGUGGGCCUGGGGCCUGGGGAGGGCUUCACCCUUAACGUGCCUUGGAACUGUCCCCGCAUGGGGGACCCUGAGUACCUGGCUGCCUUCCAUCAGAUAGUCAUGCCUGUCAGCUAUGAGUUUAAUCCAGAGCUGGUCCUGGUUUCUGCCGGCUUUGACGCUGCUCGAGGGGACCCGCUGGGCGGAUGCCUCGUGACACCAGAAUGCUACGCACACAUGACCCAUCUGCUCCUGGGUUUGGCCGGAGGCAAGGUGGUAGUUGUCUUGGAGGGCGGCUACAACCUAGAAUCGAUCUCGGAAUCCAUGACCAUGUGCACACGCAGCCUCCUGGGGGACCCUCUCCCCCCGCUGGGACGCCUCAAGGCCCCCCACCCCAGCGCCCUGCAGUCUUUGGCCAAUGCAGCCACUGUGCACCGCAAGUACUGGGCAAGCCUCCGACUGGAAGUGCCUGCUCCUCUGUGGGAGAAGCCCAGGACUCGAGCUGGGAAAGGAACUCCCAUUCCAGAUAAAAUCCCUCCGGAGGCCCCCCAGGAGCUGCUUCAGAGCCCCAGUACUCAACCUGUGAAUACCUUGAAUGAUGCCAUUUUGGCUCUGAGCUCCCUCCAGCUGGAAGACCGUCUUGCUGAGGAGGCCGAGACAGCUUCCAGUUCCCUCUCUCCCGAUUCCAGUCCGGUGGGCGAAGAGGCUGGGCACAAGGUUGGGGCCUCCCCUGGAGAAGCUGAGCCAGCGGUGGAUACCCAGAAGGAAAGCAUGUCGACGGGAAGUUCCACAGGUGGAGCGGAGUCUCCUGGCAAAGAGGCAGAGGUAAGCCCACCGGCUGUACCCCCAAUGCAAGUGGAGGUUGUUCUGCUUGACGAAGCUGCAGGUGGCUGCUCUUCCUCCUGUGAGCCGCUUGAAGAAGACCUGGUAGAUGAAGGGCUGUUUUAUGCUGUGACUCCCUUGCAAUGGUGCCCCCACCUUGACUCGGUGCUCCCUGUGCCUUCCGUUGGCUUGAAUGUGCUGGAGCCCUGUGCAGAAUGUGGCAGCGUGGCAGAGAAUUGGGUCUGUCUCAUUUGCUACAAGGUUUGCUGUGGCCGCUACAUUAAGCAACACAUGGUAGCUCACAACUCAGAAUCUGGGCAUCCGCUGGUUCUUAGCUUUGCAGACCUCUCUGUCUGGUGCUAUGGAUGCCAAGCCUAUGUCCACCACCCGUAUUGUUCCUUUGGGCUUCUCCCCUCUCCCAGAUUCUCUUUGAAGCCAAGAGACAGGCUCACCUGCUGAAGUUUGGCGUGGACGUGGCAGUACCUUCCUAAAGCAACUCCCUUUGUAAGGAGCAGCUAAUACAGAAUGCAGCACAAUCUA